AUGAAUUCUGAUUCGAGCUCUGUCUCCAGCAGAGCUUCAUCGCCGGACAUGGAUGAGAUGUAUCUGAGGGAACACCACCACCGUCACCACCACCACCAGGAGAGCCGUCUCAACUCGGUCUCCUCCACGCAGGGCGACAUGGUGCAGAAGAUGCCCGGGGAAAGCCUCUCGCGGGCUGGCGCCAAGGCCACGGGCGAGAGCAGCAAGUACAAAAUCAAGAAGCAGCUGUCGGAGCAGGACCUACAGCAGUUACGGCUGAAGAUCAACGGCCGCGAGCGCAAGCGGAUGCACGACCUAAACCUAGCCAUGGACGGGCUGCGCGAGGUCAUGCCCUACGCGCACGGGCCCUCGGUGCGCAAGCUCUCCAAGAUCGCCACUCUCCUGCUGGCCAGAAACUACAUCCUCAUGCUCACCAGCUCCCUGGAGGAGAUGAAGAGGUUGGUUGGCGAGAUCUACGGGGGCCACCACUCUGCCUUCCACUGCGGGACCGUGGGCCACUCCGCCGGCCACCCAGCACACGCCGCCAACGCCGUGCACCCGGUGCACCCCAUCCUGGGCGGCGCGCUCUCGUCCGGCAACGCCUCGUCCCCGCUGUCCGCCGCCUCGCUGCCGGCCAUCGGCACUAUUCGACCUCCCCACUCGCUGCUCAAGGCGCCCUCCACGCCGCCGGCGCUGCAGCUGGGCAGCGGCUUCCAGCACUGGGCCGGGCUGCCCUGCCCGUGCACCAUCUGCCAGAUGCCGCCGCCGCCGCACCUUUCCGCUCUCUCCACCGCCAGCAUGGCUCGGCUGUCGGCCGAGUCCAAGGACUUGCUCAAGUGA
Mirounga angustirostris (Northern elephant seal) is the source of this 819-nucleotide messenger RNA. RefSeq names its product oligodendrocyte transcription factor 3 (gene OLIG3). Gene Ontology annotation, biological process: positive regulation of transcription by RNA polymerase II; axon development; sensory organ development. NCBI's taxonomy places the organism in Eukaryota, Metazoa, Chordata, Mammalia, Carnivora, Phocidae. Gene Ontology annotation, cellular component: nucleus. Gene Ontology annotation, molecular function: protein dimerization activity; DNA-binding transcription factor activity, RNA polymerase II-specific; E-box binding. The coding region runs from base 1 to 819 and encodes 272 amino acids. The transcript has a single exon. The record is from RefSeq and is a predicted model, not a curated record.